AUGGGCUCUGAAAAGGACGUCGACGUGCACCCCGUGGAAGACGUUGCGGCUGAGACUGCUCAUCCGGUGACCAUGAACAAGGAGGCGGACAAUGUAAACAGCCGCGUCAUUGACGGCGCGCGCGCGGCGGCCGAGAAGGAGCGCAAGAUGACCCUCAUGCAGGGUCUGCGCCUCUACCCCAAGGCAGUCGCAUGGAGCGUCCUCAUCUCGACCUGCAUCGUCAUGGAGGGCUACGACAUUACUCUGGUCAACAACUUUUAUGCUUUCCCCCAGUUCAACAGAAAGUAUGGUGAGCUCACCGACAAGGGCACGUACGAGGUUCCGGCGCGCUGGCAAGCCGGCCUGAGCAACGGCGCCCAAGUCGGAGAAAUUAUCGGCCUCUUCAUCAACGGUUUCGUCUCCGAGCGCUUCGGCUACCGCUGGACCGUCAUCGGCUGCCUCGCCCUCGUCGCCGCCUUCACCACCAUCUUCUUCACCGCGCAAAACGUGCAGAUGCUCCUGGUCGCCGAGAUCCUGUGCGGUAUCCCCUGGGGCAUCUUCCAGACGCUGACCAUCACCUACGCCUCCGAGGUGUGCCCCGUUGCGCUGCGCGGCUACCUCACGACCUACGUCAACUUUUGCUGGGGCCUGGGCCAGGAGAUCGGCAUCGGCGUCAUCUUCUCCAUGCUCAAGCGCGAGGACGAGUGGGCCUACCGGAUCCCGUACGCGCUGCAGUGGAUGUGGCCGCUGCCCCUGGCCAUCGGCAUCUACUUCGCGCCCGAGUCGCCGUGGUGGCUCGUCCGCCGUGGCAAGAUGGACGAGGCGAAGCACUCGCUGCUGCGGCUGACGAGCAAGAGUGAGGAGAGUGAGUUCGACCCGGACGAGACGAUCGCGAUGAUGGUGCACACGACGGCGAUGGAGGAGAAGAUGACGGCGGGCGCGUCCUACUGGGAUUGCUUCAAGGGCGUGGACCUGCGCCGCACCGAGAUCGUUUGCAUGGUCUGGGCGAUCCAGAACCUGAGCGGCAACUCCUUCUCCAACUACUCGACGUACUUUUUGAAGCAGGCGGGCCUGACGGAUCACGACUCGUACUCGUUCGCGCUCGGCCAGUACGCCAUCAACAUGGUGGGCGUGUUCGGCGCCUGGGGCCUGAUGUCGAUGGGCGUCGGCCGCCGCUCGCUGUACCUGUACGGGCUUUGCGGCCUGUGCAGCAUGUUGUUCAUCCUGGGCUUCCUGGGGCUGGUGCCGGAAGCGCAGCGCAGGGAGGGGGCGCUGGCGACGGGCGCCGUCAUGGUUGUGUGGGCGCUCUUCUACCAGCUCACCGUUGGCACCGUGUGCUACUCGCUGGUGGGCGAGCUGUCAUCGCGUCGCCUCCAGAUCAAGACGGUCGUUCUCGGCCGAAACUUGUACAACAUCGUCGCCAUCAUCAACAACGUCAUCACGCCGUACAUGCUCAACCCGACGGCGUGGAACUGGAAAAACUACGCGGGCUUCUUCUGGGGCGGCAUCUGCUUUCUGUGCAUCGUCUACGUCUACUUUCGGCUGCCGGAGCCGCGAGGCCGCACGUUUGCGGAGCUGGACGUGCUGUUUGAGAAGGGCGUGAGCGCGCGCAAGUUCGCGUCGACCGAGGUGGACGUGUUUGGCGAGAAUGUCGAGCAGGACGUGAUGAAUGCGUACGACGAGGUGGAUCGCGGCAAGGGACAGUUUGUUUGA
Molecule: messenger RNA, 1692 nt
Organism: Cordyceps fumosorosea ARSEF 2679
Lineage: Eukaryota; Fungi; Ascomycota; Sordariomycetes; Hypocreales; Cordycipitaceae
Product: Sugar/inositol transporter
Exons: 4
Coding region: 1-1692 (563 amino acids)
Biological process (GO): transmembrane transport; carbohydrate transport
Cellular component (GO): membrane
Molecular function (GO): carbohydrate:proton symporter activity
Source: RefSeq, a predicted model, not a curated record